GGGGGCUGGGCUCUGAGUAGGGUGUCUCCCCACCAUUUCAGCUGCCAUCCUGCACCUGUGCCAGGGCCAGGGCACCCAGGGGACUCCCCAGGCACCCAGAAGGCGAGGAAGGCCCUCUAGCUGCUCCAGCACCAUGGAACCUUGAGCAAGGGCUUGCAGGAGUGGGGAAUUUUUAAGGGAGCGGCUAUUUUUAAGUGGCACGCCUUGGCUAUUUCAAGGCUUGGGUUUCUGUUUUAUUUAUUUAAUUCAAAGGGAAGCUGUGUUUUCUCAUGAUCUGUUCCUUUCAAGAUGGUGUCGCGGGCGUUUUUUAAUGUUGACGUCAUCUUGACUUGGUGAGCUGGUCAAAAGACACUGCAGGGCCAACGGGCUCUUACCACGCUGCUCAAACGAGAAAAGAGCCAACACGGUGGUCAGGACUUCUGCAGCUCACAAGGGCCCUGACGUAGUAUUUUUCCAUUAAAAAAAACCUUAACACAGAACUCUGCUUAAAGGUCUGUACAUUUUUCAAAAUACAUGUCCCAAAGAUGCUAAGGCAGGAUCCUACAGAAAACCACCAAGCAUGUUCGCAGCAGGAUGCUAUGCAGACAGACACAGGGCAGCAGCAGGCCAGCGUUCCCGAGAGACGCCCACGCAGCUGUCUGCGUGCAGCUUCCCAACAAUCAAGAAGAUACCAGGACAAAAACAUGGGGGCUGCACUGAGGAGGGAGAGGCGGAACCCUGGGUCUCUGGCGAGCUAACCUAGCCGACUGGUGAGUCCCAGGCCAAUGAGAGACCCUGCCUCAAAAACCAAGGCGGACAGAACCUGAGGAAUCCUAACUGAGGUUCUCCAGCCUCCACAUGCACACACAUGCAUAUGUACAUACAUGAACAUGCACACACACUCAGAUACAAAGAAAGUACAAGUGAGAUCAAUUCACUCUAAAUUAUUGUGAAUACCAGAUAACUUGACUGAACAGCUCAGGUCAGGGCCACCUAAGUAAGGUCUGAUCAUGAAGUGAAGCUCCCUCUUCCAUGCUUAUCUCCACCUCAGGGCUACCAUGCCAAGAUCACCCCUAUACUCUGGCUGAAACCCCAACAACCAGAAGGAGGGAUGCUUCUGGAAUGGCAAUGAGUCACAGGCCCACUCGGCCCCCAGGGCCUGGGUCCCCUCAACUUGGGCUGUACAAGGAAGGCCUAAAACUGGAAACAGAGAAAAGAGGUGGUUCACUGACCCCUGGGCAGAGGGACAUUAGACCCAGCUAACAUUAGAGCAGAAACCCACCUGGACUCCUAAUUUCUCAUCAGAAUACUUGCUACCUGUGGGCUGCAUUUCCUGCUGCAAGCAUCCCCAAGAAAAUCAUACCUUACAUUUGCUGUGUUCCUGGCGCCCUACUAAAGGUAACUUAGAAAACCCAGGGAUCAGUCUUAGAAGCCAGCACCACUCCAAGUAAGCAAGGGUAUCAUCACUUGCUUCCACAAAUGAGUAGAGGUUUCAUACCUAAAAGGUAAACAAUAUUAUAAUCCCUCCACACUUCAAAUGACUGUGUCCGUGGGUGAACAGCAGCAGUCACCCUGGAAACUUCCAUAAAAUGUGUGUCCAGCAGGACUGUUUACACUGCCUACAUACGGGAGAAAAAAAAAAACAACCAAAAAACAGCCAGCAAAAAAAUGGUUAAUGCUGGCCUUAAAAAGGAGGCUGGCCAGAGCCCAGUGAGUGUGCUUGGGAAGUCUAUAAAGGAGGCGCUGUGCCAAGGGGGCCAGACGCUGCGGGACAGCCACAGGCAUCGUGAGCCCGCUCCCUUCCAGACAGGUCUUUCUUUCCUCUCCUGCUGUACCCCUGCUGGGCACCAUCCCCGAGGUGCUGCAAGUGCAGAGCCAAUCCCCUGUGGGCAAGCUCCGGGUACCCCUCCAGCAGACGGUCCGGUGACACGGUGGCACAGAUCUGGACACACAAGAGAAAAAUCAAAAGGACACCAGUGCUGAUCUUUAGGCCAACAGAGCAGCAGUUUGGAUCAAGGACAGAACCGAGGGUGUUGUCUCUCUCACACUCCACCAGAAUGGUUGAUCAGCUCUAGGGCUCUGCCCCCCUUAAGCUGCUGGAGUUGUGGCCGAACCUCUGAAUUUCCACAUUCACAUGUUGCACUCUAGGUGCCCAGAGAGUGAGCAGGCGGCAGGCAGCAGGUGUGGCUGCCCAGCACACGCCCAGACAUCAGACACCCUGUCUGCCCUUCUGGUUUGCUGAGACUAACAGGCUCCCGGGACGAUUUUUCCUGCUUUACAAAUGCCUGGCUCACUUCCAAGAGAAUCACCUUUCUUUGUGAAGAUGGAGCAGUCGCUUAAAACAGACUUCUGUGACCCUUUCAGCAAGUCCUGAAAGCUGCCGAGGGAAGCCAUGGAUGCGACUACUCCAGCCCACACUCUUGGCAUGGAGAUCUACCUAGGCCCCAUGUGGCCGGCCCCUUCCAACAGCACCUCCCUGACCCUCAACUUGUCCCUCCCGCUGCAGGAAGACACCCCGGGGAACCUCACUGGGGACCUCUCCGAGCACCAGCAGUACGUGAUCGCCCUCUUUCUCUCCUGCCUCUACACCAUCUUCCUCUUUCCCAUCGGCUUCGUGGGCAACAUCCUGAUCCUGGUGGUGAACAUCAGCUUCCGGGAGAAGAUGACCAUCCCCGACCUGUACUUCAUCAACCUGGCGGCUGCCGACCUCAUCCUGGUGGCCGACUCGCUCAUCGAGGUGUUCAACCUGGACGAGCAGUACUACGACAUCGCGGUGCUCUGCACCUUCAUGUCCCUCUUCCUGCAGAUCAACAUGUACAGCAGCGUCUUCUUCCUCACCUGGAUGAGCUUCGACAGGUACCUGGCGCUGGCCAAGGCCAUGCGCUGCAGCCUCUUCCGCACCAAGCACCACGCUCGGCUCAGCUGCGGCCUCAUCUGGAUGGCCUCGGUGUCUGCCACGCUGGUGCCCUUCACGGCCGUGCACCUGCGGCACACUGAAGAGGCCUGCUUCUGCUUUGCCGACGUCAGAGAGGUGCAGUGGCUGGAGGUCACGCUGGGCUUCAUUGUGCCCUUCGCCAUCAUUGGCCUCUGCUACUCCCUCAUCGUGCGGGCCCUUGUCCGGGCCCACAGGCACCGUGGCCUGCGCCCACGCCGGCAGAAAGCCCUGAGGAUGAUCUUCGCCGUGGUCCUCGUCUUCUUCAUCUGCUGGCUGCCGGAGAACGUGUUCAUCAGCGUCCACCUCCUGCAAUGGACACAAGCAGGGGACACGCCCUGCAAGCAGUCUUUCCGCCAUGCUUACCCCUUGACGGGCCACAUCGUCAACCUUGCAGCCUUCUCCAACAGCUGCCUGAAUCCCCUCAUCUACAGCUUCCUUGGAGAGACCUUCAGGGACAAGCUCAGGCUGUACGUGGAGCAGAAGACCAGCCUGCCCGCUCUGAACCGCUUCUGCCACGCCACGCUCAAGGCAGUCAUCCCCGACAGCACAGAGCAGUCCGAUGUCAAGUUUAGCAGUGCUGUGUGAGAGGGACCUCCCAGAGGGAGGAGGACAGGGCUGUAGGGGGCAGGUUGGUGUUCAGGGCAGCACACACCCAGCACAGGUGGUGGGUGAACUGAGCCAGGCCAUAUUCUCAAAGCCCAGUGGCUUGGGGAACACCACACUGCUGGGUCAUCUCUGGGGCUGCUGGGAUCUUUGCUGACUAUCCAGCUCACGGAUGCGGCAAUCCAGAUUCAAGGGUCCAGGGCAGCAGGUCAGGUGACAUUGACCGCUGUACUCAAAGGGCACCAUACAACCUGCAGCUUGGUUUUCUCUCCAUACCCUAUGUCCCCAGAAGAUGAUUCUGCUGUUGACAAGUGACCGUCAAAAGGAUAGGCCACCCUAUGGAGCAUCAUAGUUACAUUUCUGCUACAUGAAUGCUACCUGGGUGGAGGAGUCUAGAGACAGAAUGUAUGUACCAGAUCCAAACGGGCUACGUUUCCUUUACUUGUGAUGUCUAAAUGACCAUGCACACACCGUCCAUGGCAGCAAAAGCUAAGGACACUGGAGCCUUCUUCCUGCCUUCCAGAGGCUGCAGGGUCACCCUGGCUACCACUCAUAACUCCUGAGUGACCACUGUGUCUGAGCUGAGAAAGGCCUGCCUGCUCUGAGAUGCCCACCUCUCACAACGCUUGUUUACAAAGGUGUGUGCUCUUAUGUGAAGGUAAAGGAGGCUGUGGGUGCUAGCUACUGUGCAGGUCAGUGGGAUGCCACCAUGAGACCUGUGGCUCAAGGCCUUGCUUCUACGAAACAACACUGGGAACAGUGAGGUGUGAACGGCUCUCAUUAAAAUGUAAAAGGCAAGAAGAGAACCAAGGGUUGGUGUAUUCAUUCAGUGUCUGAAUAAAGUGUAGGCAUAUGG
Peromyscus leucopus (white-footed mouse) is the source of this 4373-nucleotide messenger RNA. RefSeq names its product G protein-coupled estrogen receptor 1 (gene Gper1). Bases 2372 to 3499 code for a protein of 375 amino acids. The record is from RefSeq and is a predicted model, not a curated record. Gene Ontology annotation, molecular function: G protein-coupled receptor activity. The transcript is spliced from 4 exons. Gene Ontology annotation, biological process: G protein-coupled receptor signaling pathway. NCBI's taxonomy places the organism in Eukaryota, Metazoa, Chordata, Mammalia, Rodentia, Cricetidae. Gene Ontology annotation, cellular component: membrane.